AUGCAACUUCUCGAAUUACCGCUUCCCCUAGUACAAGAUAUCCUACGCUAUGCUGCAGCAUUGUCUUCAGACGCCAAGACAGGCCUUCGUCUCCGUCUCGUUAACCGCUUCUUUGAUCGACAUGUCUUCAAAUACCUCGCGCGCUACAACAUUGAUAUACUCACUCGCAGGAAGCGAUACCGAUCGUCCACUGAAAGCUUCAAGGUCCGCGUAGCUCGAGAACAUAUUGGCGAUGUGCCUUCCCGGCCCUGCUCAGACUUUGUCGCCCAUAUCCACGAUGUGGUUGAUGACAUUCUGUUUCUCACGUCUCAGACUCUGCUUAGCACAACGACGUCAACCCAGAUCAAGAACGUUGCAAUUGCAGGCGACCUGCAUGUUAUCAGCACACUGCUCGACUUCGCAGAUCAUCCUGCCUAUCGAGAUUUCUUCUGGGAGUGCGUCGUAGUAGAUGCAUGUGCCGCUUUCGGGGAACACAAGAUCAAGGAAAUACUCACUAAAAAGGACUGGACUAAGGCCAGGCAUGUAUGGGCGCUGAUUGUUCGUCAAGCGCGGGAACAUGGAUACAAGGAGAUUGUGGACAGAAUGGUGGAAGGGCUGCACCCUGUUGAAUUGCAAGAGGCUGGGGAAAAGGCGGUUGCUGACAGGGUAUGGCCAGACGUUUCGCAACUGUAUCCAGAUAAAGUACGCGUGUCUGGUCAGGCCUGCGCGAGGUUCCGAGAGCUGAAAGCAGCGUAUAAGAUGUUUUUGCCGGUUGGGACUGGUGAGAAUGCCACCUGCGAGGACGUCUAG
Messenger RNA from Didymosphaeria variabile, 789 nucleotides. RefSeq lists its product as uncharacterized. The transcript has 3 exons. The coding region runs from base 1 to 789 and encodes 262 amino acids. The record is from RefSeq and is a predicted model, not a curated record. Lineage: Eukaryota; Fungi; Ascomycota; Dothideomycetes; Pleosporales; Didymosphaeriaceae.